CUGUCCACAGGGUYAAACUGCCUGCAGCAGCAGAACUGGUUCAACUGGCAGAAGAACACAAUGUUCUCACUCAGAUGCAUCACUGCAAGCAGCACUGAAAAAGGAAGUAAACCAUUAACCGCUGUAUUAAAAACACAGACAUGCACGCUCCACCUGGUGCUGCUGCUACCUGCUGUCUCUGCUCAUCCACCUCUAUGAGCCCGUACAGCAUUUCCAACACAACAAGAACAGACGGUGCGGAGAGCGACUUAUUGGAUUGGAUCCCAUCCAGCAGUGACUUAUACGCUCAACCUAUAUGUCACAGAUGGAUCUGAACCUCCACAGAGACCUGGACGGGAGAGGAGCUGCUGGAUUCUCAUUCUACCCCUAACAGCUGAAAUUUUUAAUCUUCAGCGAUACAGUCACGUCCUGAGUCGUCAUCUGCCACGAAGACUCUGGUGAAAAGCYCAACCUGCAGCCUGCACCUCCAGGCUCUGCAUCCUGCCUUCAUUACCCUGCUCCGUGGGAAGAAGUCCUUUCUGUACGCCGCACUCUACGCUGCCUUUAUCCUGGGAGGCCGUCAUGUCAUGAAACAAAGGGAAAAGUUUGAGUUGAGGAAACCACUGGUGCUAUGGUCCCUCACGCUCGCAGUAUUCAGUAUAUUGGGUGCCAUCCGAAGUGGGAGCUACAUGACAUUCGUCCUGAUGACCAAAGGGCUAAAACAAUCAGUCUGUGAUCAGGGCUUCUACAACGGGCCAGUCAGCAAGUUCUGGGCUUAUGCUUUUGUUCUUAGUAAAGCACCUGAACUGGGUGACACUCUUUUUAUCGUCCUGAGGAAACAGAAGCUCAUCUUUCUCCACUGGUACCACCACAUCACAGUGCUGCUCUACUCCUGGUACUCGUACAAAGACAUGGUGGCCGGCGGCGGCUGGUUCAUGACCAUGAACUACUUGGUCCACGCCGUCAUGUACUCGUACUACGCCUUGCGGGCGGCCGGCUUCAAGGUGUCCCGCAAGUUCGCCAUGUUCAUCACGCUGACCCAGAUCACCCAGAUGCUGAUGGGCUGCGUGGUCAACUACCUGGUGUACUCGUGGAUGCAGCAGGGCCAGGAGUGUCCAUCCCACGUGCAGAACAUUGUGUGGUCGUCCCUCAUGUACCUCAGCUAUUUUGUGCUCUUUGUCCAGUUCUUCUUUGAAGCCUAUGUUGGCAAGUCCAAACCAUCAGCUGUCGGCAAGAAAAACACUUAGAGAAAUACCAAAAGUAUGGUGGGGAAAGGGAGAUCGUUUUUAAAAAAAAAAAAAGGGAAAUGAAAACUGACAACAGGGACCAGUGACUUGAAAGAUAGUUGACCUGAGGUGAGAGAGAUGGGGCAGGGAGGGGCAGUAAGGGCUAUUGAGAGGGUGGGGGUGGGGUUUUAAAAGGACUGGUGUGUUGAGCUUUACUACUUAUGUGCAGAUUUAUGAAAAUUAUCUUAUUGGAGGUGAUGUCUCCCUUGAAGGAUACUGAGGAAGCAGCACCACCAUGUAGAAAAGCCAUCAUGAAGGUUAAAACUUCCUGUUGUGGACUCAGUUUUUAAAAACUUUAAAAAAAAAACAAUGUUUUGAUUAGAUCUGCCAGAAGAACUAUUUAAUAUUGAUAAUAAAGGGUUACAUGUAUUGAUGGAUGGUAUCAGUUGAACAUGAAGUUUCUGCUUUUUACUUUGUCUGUUUUUAAUUCGACCUGAGAAAGAAGGAGUUUGAUGAGUGAAAAUGAAGUUUAACAGUUUUGAUAUGAACGGAUUGGAUGAGAGGCGCUAACGUCUGUGUCUUUCAUUGCGAGUUGCAAUAAUUUUCUCAGGUCUUGGCUUGUCUCUUACUGAAUAUAAUAUUAUGCAUAUCAAGAUGAGGUAGAUAUGUUUAACAUGUGCUCCAGUUUACAGUAUGGCUGAGUUGCUUCGACGAUGAUUGCUAUUUGAGAAAUAAAACUAAAAAAAAAAAAACAGUGCGAGUGACAGAAUGAAGCCGAUUGGUCUGACUGACGGAUACACUGCACAUGGCCGCGAUUGGGAAUAGUUGCUGACGGUGCCCUGCUUCACCACUUGCUUUGACCUUAAAGAAGUUGCCGACCACAAACGAUAAACGACCUGACAUUGUGUUAAAGGAUCCCUUCCUGUGAGGAAAACCAGUCUGUUGCACACUGAAAGGCUUAGGCUGAGAACACGUAUAUAUGUUUUGAAAAAAAUACAAAAAUGAAAAAAAAAAACAUGCAAAUUGUCAACAUCUGCUGUAUUGAAAACAAUUAGUAUGUAUCCUUAAUGGUGUCUGUUGUGCUAUUGUGCAUUUGCACUGUGUCAAUGUCAGAAAACAAUCGUAGCUGAAAAGUCUAACGUAUGAACAAAGUGUGUGAAAAUGUGACUCGUGGUGUUUUUGUUUGUUGUCUGCACCAUCCUGGCAUCACACAUGCAUAGUCCAUUUCUCGGUGC
Messenger RNA from Austrofundulus limnaeus, 2440 nucleotides. RefSeq names its product ELOVL fatty acid elongase 6 (gene elovl6). The record is from RefSeq and is a predicted model, not a curated record. The transcript is spliced from 7 exons. Gene Ontology annotation, biological process: fatty acid elongation, saturated fatty acid; fatty acid elongation, polyunsaturated fatty acid; sphingolipid biosynthetic process. Gene Ontology annotation, cellular component: endoplasmic reticulum; endoplasmic reticulum membrane. The coding region runs from base 567 to 1226 and encodes 219 amino acids. Gene Ontology annotation, molecular function: fatty acid elongase activity. Lineage: Eukaryota; Metazoa; Chordata; Actinopteri; Cyprinodontiformes; Rivulidae.